AUGGCUGCGGAGCUUGUAAGUACUGCAACAAGUGAAAAGCUUGCUGAUGUGGAUUGGGGCAAAAACAUUGAGAUCUGUGAACUAGCUGCUCGAGAUGAAAGGCAAGCGAAAGAUGUUAUCAAAGCUAUUAAAAAACGCUUAGGAAGCAAGAACCCAAAUACUCAAUUAUAUGCUGUCCAGCUGCUGGAGAUGUUGAUGAACAAUAUUGGAGAGAAUAUUCAUAAGCAGGUUAUAGAUACAGGUGUACUCCCUACACUUGUGAAGAUUGUAAAGAAAAAAUCGGAUUUGCCUGUAAGAGAGAGGAUUUUUCUCCUUCUUGAUGCAACUCAAACCUCCCUUGGUGGCGCUUCAGGGAAGUUCCCUCAGUACUACGCGGCAUACUAUGAUUUGGUGAACGCAGGAGUUAAAUUUCCUCAGAGACCUGACUCAACACCAUCAGUUGUGGUCACUGCACAAGCGGUUCCAAGAAAUACGCUCAAUGAACAACUCGUAUCUGCUAGAAAUGAGGGGACUGCAACUACUCAGCGGAGAGAAUCUCAGACUGCCUCUCCUUCUAGCAUUUUACAAAAGGCUAGUACUGCAUUAGAAGUUUUGAAGGAAGUGCUUGACGCAGUUGAUUCUCAAAAUCCUGAGGGGGCAAAAGAUGAGUUUACACUUGAUCUUGUCGAGCAAUGUUCGUUUCAGAAAGAGCGCGUAAUGCAUCUCGUCAUGACAUCGAGGCAAGUUUCCGUCUCUCUUGCUUUAGAUGACUCGCAUGAAGAUUUGCUGUCUGCUAGAACCACUGUGCAAGGCAGGUCUACUACAUCCAAUGGUUAUCAUUCCAAUCUCGAACCUAGCCGCUCUACCUCAAAUGGUCACCAGAAACUCGAGCUGAACGGUUCUAAUGCAAAUACCAAAUCGAGCAGCUCUAUCUCUAAUCCAAACCAUCUUAAGCUUGAAGACGAGGAUGAGGAAGAGGAGCCUGAGCAGUUAUUCAGACGAUUGCGAAAAGGGAAAGCUAGAGCAAGGCCUGAGGAUGAAGAAGAGGCAUCACCUCCACAAGGCUUACCUGGAUCAUUAAUCCAUACCGAAAGACUUAACCGUCCACUUAUUCGUCCUUUACCAUCAGAGGAGCGGUCACGCGGUAGUGAUAGCCAAUCGCAAUCCCCGCCUGUUGUGAUUCCACCACCACCUGCAAAACACGUUGAGAGGGAAAAGUUCUUCAAGGAGAAGAAAGUCGACGGUGCCUCGGGUUUACCAGGUCACAUGAGAGGCCUUUCUUUGCAUAGCCGUGAUGGCAGCAGCUCGCGCAGUGGAAGUGUAGACUUCAGUGACUGA
Messenger RNA from Thlaspi arvense, 1317 nucleotides. NCBI's taxonomy places the organism in Eukaryota, Viridiplantae, Streptophyta, Magnoliopsida, Brassicales, Brassicaceae. The record is from the annotation of a GenBank genome assembly.